UUUGCAUGCACUCGACCACUUGACCACAUACUCUCGCCGCCACAUAUCCGCUCUCCUCAUUGCUGCAGAAGUGGCGGACAAAAUGGAGCAGGAACUCAACCAGGUCGUCCAGGCCAUUGCCAUCGCGUCCGAUCCGAGUCAGGUCGCUCUCCACCAACAAGCCCUGCAGUUUCUGUCCACUGUUCAGCAAAAUGCGGAAAAUACGUGGCGUCUUGCGUUGGCCGUCUUCGUCGAGACCAAUCCGAAUGGAUCGAGAAAACAUGCCGCACAAGCUCGAUUUUAUGCUCUGCGGGUCCUGGACGAAUUUCUAGACAAUCGAUUUGAGCCGCUAGAUGACGAUUCUUUCCAGACAUUGCGACAAGGCCUAGUGACCUACAUCCAAUCUGAAUAUAUCUACGGGUCAGCAGAGAUGGAUGCAUCAUUCCUCCGGAACAAGUUUGCACACACACUCACGCUGUUUUUCCUCUGCACGUACAUGGACCAGUGGCCGACAUUCUUCACCGACCUCUUCACGUUGAUUCGGCCUGCAGAGUCAACAUCGCAGACCACCUACAAUCAACAUGUCUCUCUGCUUUUCUUCCAUAUAGUGCUCGAGAUCUCUGGGGAGGUCGCAGACCAGAUGAUCAAGUCCGCACGACAAUUCAGCCAGGCGCGACAAGCACGCGAUGCUCGUGUUAGAGAUGCCGUACGCGAUCGGGAUGCUGGGCGUAUCAACGAGGCAGUCUUGACUAUUGUGGCCGAUGGUGCGGAGAGGAUGACCGCGUUGCGCAAGGCUGGGACGGCGAGCGCUGGCUCGCGCGAACUCGAUGGUGCUGUUGAGGUGGUGGAUUGGGGCGUCAGAACCUUUGCGUCUUACGUCGGUUGGAUCGACAUCAACCUGACCGUCACUCCGACAACUGUGCCAUUGCUGUUCUCGUUACUGUCCGACCUCUCGCUGGCCAUCCGAUUAGCUACCUCUGCGGCGCUGCUCAGAAUCACCUCAAAAGGCUUGAAAGAGCCUGGGGACAAGCUGCAGCUGAUCAAGGUCUUGUCCCUUGGGCAGGUGCUUGAUGCAUUGGAAGCAAAAACACGCCUCGAACAAGCCACACGAGAAUCGGAUGUGGACGAAGGCGAGGAGUCCUACCGGGAAGCCCUUGGCCGCCUGCUGAACGUCCUCGGCCUUGAGCUAUGCAAGCUUGUCGAGGAGGCUACAACGGACGAUGUACGAUCAGAAGCGUCACAACUACUCGACCAGAUCCUUCCCGUCAUGCUGCGCUUCAUGGCAGACGAGUACGACGACACAGCGUCCACCGUAUUCCCAUUCCUGCAGAAUGUCCUCAGCAACUAUAAGCGCGGGCGGAAAACAUCGUCGGAACCUCUAGAGGAGUCAAAGCGGACGUUCUUGACGUCGCUUCUCCGAGUCGUCCUCCAGAAGCUCAAGUGGGAAGAGGACAGUGAUCCGGACGACAUGGACGAAGACGAUAAAGCUGCGUUUGAAGAUCUGCGCAAGGAUCUUCGCACAUUCACGGACUCCACUCAUGUCAUAGAACCGUCCCUGGUCACGGAUGCGGUGCGGACAUUGGUGCUUAAUACUUUCACGGCAUAUCGCAACGGUGCCACCGUGAAGUGGAACGAUGCUGAGCUCGCCGUGUACUUGGUGUACAGUUUCGGCGAGAUCAACAAGAGUGGAAGCAAAGGGCGCGCAGCGUUCUGCCUAUCAUCAUCCGUCGCGAAGGAAAAGCGAAAAGAGGCCGACUAUUCGGAGUAUCCUCUGACUCCUCACGGGGAGAUGCUCUACGCCAUGAUCGAGUCCGGGAUCUCUGCGUACCCGCACAAAACGGUCGUUAUGCAGUUCUUCGAGGCUGCAGCCCGAUAUGGGGACUUCUUCAAGGUACGCAAGGAGUGCAUCAUGCCGACACUACAGGCAAUGAUGGACGCUCGAGGGCUGCAUAACCCCGAGUCCAAUAUGCGUGCACGGGUCUUCUAUCUGUUCCAAAGAUUCAUUCGAGAAGACCGCAACGAGAUAUCCCCCGAGCUUGCGGUGUCUCUCAUCGAGGGUAUGCGAGACCUCCUCACCGUCCAAGUAGAGCUGCCCGAGAUCGAGGAAGGCCAGGAUCUCCUCUCAGAAGCCAUCACCAACCCAGGCAUCUUCGACUCUCAGCUGUACAUUUUCGAGACUGCAGGCAUUCUCGUUUCCCUCCUGUACAAAACGCCGGGCCAGGCCUCCGCGUUUCUCUUGUCCAUCGUGAAGCCGCUGCUAGAGGACCUGUCCGCGAGCCUGCAGGCGGUCAAGGGUGCGGGUGACGUCGUGCCCAUUCUAAAGGUUCAUCAUAUCAUCAUGGCCCUGGGAAACGUUGCCAAAGGAUUUCCAGAUUAUCCUUCACCCGUCCCUGAAGGAUAUAUCUCACCGCCCUUGGAAGUCUUUACUGAGAUUGCGCAGGCUAUCUUGGUGUGUCUAGAAGCUAUGAAUAUAUUCAAGGUCAUCCGAGAUGCGACGCGCUUCGCCUUCGCUCGGAUUAUCGGGACCACGGGCCCUACCAUCACACACCUGAUCCCCCCGCUGAUGGCCAACCUGCUUGCCCACUUCGAGCCGUCGGAGCUGGUAGACUUCAUGAACUUCAUCGGCCUUUUGAUUCACAAACUCCAGGAUGAUAUGUUCAGCGUGCUCGAUCAGCUUAUUGGCCCCUUGAAUGCCCACAUCACUGGCCUUCUGGUACAACCUGCCAAUGGUACCGACGACGAGCUUGCUCGAGCAGAUACGAAGAAGGCCUACCUCGCUCUACUGAAUCAGAUCCUGACGUCCAAGUUGCAAGGGAUCUUCACCUCUGAGCGGAAUAAUACACAGCUCGAGGGCCUUCUAGCCACUAUGAGACAACUGGUGGAGGAUGUCUCAGAUCCUGCGAGCCAGAAGGCUGCCCUGUCGUUCUUCGGACGUUCCCCUGCCGUCAACGGUGACGCGCAAACACAAACGUUACCCGGCUUCGAGCGUUUCAUCUACGAAGCAGUGAUCCCGACUGCUUUCGCGAUCUUGUCGUCGCCGCAGUAUAACAUUAAGGACGGCCAAAUGCUUACCGUCUUGCAUGAGAUCGCCCACCUCCUGCAGACGGUGUUGAAGACUCGGGGCGAAGAGGCUUUCAACUUCUUCGGAAACGUCUUCCUCCCUUCGCAAGGGUGGCCUGCAGAUACUAUCGUAGACUUCACGACAAAACUGCGGGAUCUCGAGCCGAAAGCCUUCCGAAAAUACUUCGCAGACUUCGUGCGCGCCUCGCGCGCGGGGUCAUAAUCUACGUUCACGCAAAUUAACUCCGUAAUUGUGUCUAUACUCCAUGCACCAUCAUGCUAUCCUACACUUGCAAUCUGAAGUCAAAUAUCGCUGUAGCUAACUCCACUCUUCUCUCGUGACACUUGUGCCUCAGGAUCUGACCAGCACGCGCUGUAUUCCCUAUCAUGCUCGCUCACGUACUCACCCCACCUGCCCUACGACACCGUUUACUAUACUUCGUACGCAGCACAAAUCAAUUGUAUU
This is a messenger RNA of Rhodofomes roseus, 3505 nucleotides long. Its product is annotated as armadillo-type protein. Gene Ontology annotation, cellular component: cytoplasm; nuclear pore; nuclear matrix. Bases 83 to 3262 code for a protein of 1059 amino acids. Gene Ontology annotation, biological process: tRNA re-export from nucleus. The transcript is spliced from 14 exons. Lineage: Eukaryota; Fungi; Basidiomycota; Agaricomycetes; Polyporales; Fomitopsidaceae. The record is from RefSeq and is a predicted model, not a curated record. Gene Ontology annotation, molecular function: tRNA binding; small GTPase binding.